AUGUACGCUUCCGGAAACAGUAAUUUUUUUGCGGAAAUAAACAACUUCCAGCAAGAGCUGCGGUUUACUGCACCGGUGGAAAACGGCUCCUCGGUCGAGCAACAUGAUACGGCCAACGCAAACGUGUCCUCCGAGCUCCCAAACCAGCUAUCCUUCCGCUUUCCAUCAGCAUCACAGGAUGAACCGCUUGCGAAAAAAGCAACCCCAUCCGAGCUGCCGGAGGUUUAUUUCUGCCCAUCCGAGGCCACGAUGACCGGACCGUUGGUUGCGGAACCGGCCACCGCCGAGCUGUCCGGCAAGCUGCUCGAUGGCUCCGGUAAACCAUUGGAUGGCUCCGGAAAGCAGGCACCGGGUGGGAAGCAGCGCAAAGGAAACGUCCGCGAACCGUCAGUCCCACCGGAGGAGAUACUCGGUUCCGUGACCACGUUCUACCCGGCUGGCAAUCUCGAGUGUGGCCAAACGGUUCGGACGAGUGCGCGCGUAAAGCACAAGAUGCGCAUGGACUCGAUCCACAGCAGAACGCAGCGAUUGCAGGAGCGCAAGGAGCAAACCAAAGCGGUCGGGGCGUCGCUCGCAAAAACUCCCAACCAACCGAAGCAGAUGCGCGUGGAGUGGAGCAACCAUGACAAGAACCUCUUCUUCGAGGCGCUGUACGAGUACGGGAAGGACUUCGAGGCCAUCCUGAACUACCUGAACACGAAGAAGCGGCGAAAGGAUAACGGCGAGCAGCAGGUGUUUAAGGCGAAGGACGUGCGCAACCUGUACUACCAGUUCAACCAGAAGGUAGUGAAGUACGUACACUUUUCGGACGAGGUGAAGAAGGAAGCGCAAGAGCUGUACGCGCUGAUCAACUACGGUGAGAUGCGCCGCAAGCUGCCGUUUCAGAACAAGAAGUACUUCCACAAGCUGAAGGAUCUCGUCUACAAGGGUUUCACGGUCGUGCGCGAAAAGGGCAAAAACAUCCGCAUCAAGACGCCCUCGUGCCGGGCGCUGCGUAAGCUCAACCAGCUGGAGGAAUGGCAGGAAGAGAUCAAGCUCCCACCCCGGGUGGAUGUGUUCCUGCGGCCAUCGACGGUCGAGGCAUGGAGCCGUGUACAGUCACUCGCACAAAAUCCACGCGUGCGCGUGACCGUCACCAUCCAAAAGCGGCUCUCCGUGUUGCUGCAGCUGUUCCAGCAGAAAUGGCGCUCGCAGGAUAUACGCCUGCUGGACCGGUUGGAGCAGAUGAGACGGAUGUCGGCAAGCGUGUCGUCGAAGCUGACACGCCAGCGCAUUCAGCACGAGAUCGAGCUUUAUUCGCAGUUGGAAGACAGCUCGACAUCCUGCCUGUUGCGGUUCGCGCCCGCCCAGAACGUCAUCAUCCAUCGGCCGAUGAUCAGUUUGACUGAUUUCCAGAGCAACACGAGCAUUUGUCUGAACUCGUACGAGCAGCGGAUCGGUGUGAAGGUACCGGGGGAGGCACUGUGCGCGGCGGAAAAGCUGGCUGCGUGUAAGGAGCGAAUGACCGCGAGUGCUCGUAGACAGCGCACUGAUAGUGGGUCGGAAAAGGUCAGCUCGGAAUGCAAGAAAGCGAAGCUCGAGGAGAGUGCCAAGCAGGCGCAGGAAGAGAAACCGUUUGAGGUGCUGCACACCCGGAACGGUGCGUUUCAGGGGCUGUUUAAAUCGCCAAAUGCAUCCAACGAAUCGAUGGAGCUGAAGGAGAUGGAUUGCUUCGAGCCGGAUCUUGAGUACCGGAACCAUACGAAUGGUUCCGUUCCGCUGGAGAGCGACGCGCUCGAUGCGCUAACGACACGCCAGAGCGACAACUCCAGCGAUGGGUUCGUGCUCAUCGAUGGGGAGCUUUUUGCAGCUUCCAAGUACCAUCCGGAUACGGCGGAAAGCUCGGCGGGUGAGGAACCGGCGAAGGGUGCGGGCAACCCCGGGAUGACCCCUGUGGUUGCCAGCACCACCACCGGUACCGGUGCCACCAAUCCGGUCGAAACAAAACCGGUAAAGAAGAAAAAGUGCCAUCGGCGGAAGGCGGAUGGGAACAAAUCAUCCUCCACGCUGCCAUCGAUUAACCACUUCCGGCCGCUCAUCUCGGAUGAAGAGAUGCAGCGGAUUCGCGAGGGGUGGACAAUACCGAGCGUGGGCGAUCUCACCGUCGGGGAUCUGUACAUCAUGUUCGGUGCGGAGUUGAAGGUUGAGCUGGAGUACGAUUGGGUGCGUAGGGUACCGGUACCGACUCCGUCGAGCGCUCCGCAGGAUGCCAAAACGGCCACGAACGUCUCGCCGAAGGAUAACGAGCAUCCACCUGCCGGUGGGGUGUGUGAGAACGGGUCCGGUGCGAGCAACACAUCCGCAAAGCUCGAACCAGAGGUUAAACCGGAAGAGGAAGCCGUAGGUGGCGUGAAGGACGAACCGAAGGAGCCUCCGCGGACUGGAAACGAUAGUGUGAGCGGGCGUUUAAAGCAACUCCUGUUUUUGGUUAACCUCGGAAACAGGGACCCUAAAAAACGGAGCGCAUUCGGUGCCGCUGAUCGUAAACCAAAGCGGACGGAUAAUGAUGGCGGCUGUAUGUCUUCCCACGACGACUGUCUGCCGUUUAAACACCCGUUGUUGGCGGGACGCAACAAUCACCUCAUACCAGAACCUCACAUUAAUCCUCGCUACCGGCAAUCUCGUUGGUGGCGUACACGGGUAAAUCGACUACAAACGAUGCAAUCCAUGAUUCCCAACGUGCACCGGAUGCCUCCAACAGCGACGGUUACGUCCUCUACGGCUGCGAUAAACGCCGGUGCUUCCACCUCACUCGCAACAACGCACAAACCAAGCACGGUGGUGAGUGCGCCUGAAAAAGACACGGUGGUCAGUGUGCCUGAAAAAGACACCACCAUUGCCAGUGUCCAACCACCACCACAACCACAACAACCCGCACCAUUGGUUCUCGAUACAGUGGAGGCCACAAAGCCGGUACACUACGUGGAGGAGAACGCCAGCGAUGCGAGUGUCAGCAAACACCACACCAAUCCAACGUCUUCCAAUAUGCCAUCGCUGACGGUGGACGAACCUGCCGUUGACGUGCUGCCGAAUGAUUUGAGUUCCCUCAGCCUGUUCGAUCUGUCGCUGCCAUCAACCUCGAGCGCCAUGAUGGCGGACAUUUUCUCCGGCCCCAAUCUGGAAGAUGACUUCUUUCCGGACAUUCUUGAGCAACCGAUAAUGAAUCUGAACGACCUGUCGCUUUCGCAGCUGUUCAACAGCACAACAGGAGAACAGGAGCAACCGAACCUACCAGUACCCGAUCUGGAUGUGGACAUGUCGGUUAUGAACGAAAACUCCGUCGAUUAUAUCGCACGCUUCCAGGACAUUGCGGCGGAGUUUCGGGCUGAGCAGAAUCCCUAGAAUUGCUGUGGUGGGGCCACCAACACGCGGAC
Molecule: messenger RNA, 3413 nt
Organism: Anopheles nili
Lineage: Eukaryota; Metazoa; Arthropoda; Insecta; Diptera; Culicidae
Gene: crm
Product: protein cramped
Exons: 5
Coding region: 1-3381 (1126 amino acids)
Biological process (GO): pattern specification process
Cellular component (GO): nucleus
Molecular function (GO): chromatin binding
Source: RefSeq, a predicted model, not a curated record